CAUUCCUGCAGCAGGUUGAACCGGUCAUAUUUCAUUGUACAAAACACUCACAGCCUAAACACCUGAUCGGCGUCCUGACAGCUGAUUGGUUCCGGUGAACACUGGUACAGUUGAGCCCUUGCACAGAGCCGUAAAUCCACCUUAACACUGCAAACACACCGGAAGAGAGCAGAUAUGACGGUUCAGUUUUUAUGAGUACACAUGGAUCUGAAGCAGACACAGGUUUACUGACAGCGGAACAGAAGAACUGACUGACAGACAGGAGAACAGAUCGACAGGUGGUCAGCAAGUCUCUCAGGUGUUUCUUUCAGCACAGAGGAGUUCACAACACGAUGACUUCUCCUCCUCCUUCACUUCCUGUCCCGAAGCCUCGAUCUCGUUACGUGAGGGACAGACUCGCCUCUACCUCCUCUUUGGACAGGGAUGUGAUUGGUGAAAAUCUGCAACCAGUUUUCUCUAAUGGACUUCACAUAAGCACAGGUCAAGAUGCUCCUCCUUUUCCUGCUUCUGUUGGGUCUGAUCGCGAUCCUGUCUUCCCAACUCUGGCUGGCGUCACUGAUUUCAUUGCCACCAACAUCCCAUCUUUGGCUGGAUUCGCCACCUCCAUCGGUGGCUCUGCCCCCACUGCACCUGCGCCGAUGGCUCCCUCAGCUCCCCCGUCAAUUGGCAGCAUGGCUAACAGCAUUGCUGAUCACAUACCUAGCUUAGCAGGAGCUGCUAGCACUGUGGCUAACCCAGCUACUGCUACAUUAAACUCCACCUCGACCAACACACCGGUACCUGCUAAUAACACAGGUGCUGUUAGCUUAGACAGCAUUGUUAGCUCAUUUGCUAACAUACCCGGGUUAGCCGGUCUUGUUAGCAGUGUAGCUAACCCUGCUGUUAGCUCCACGACAACCCCAGCUACCCCUUACGCCCCACCCUCCUCACUGCAGAAGUUUGGAGAUGCUCACACAGAUGUUGGGGCACUGUCACAGCUGGUGAUGUCAACUUUGGACCAGAAUUCUGGAGUCACAUUACCUCCACUACAGGACGCUGCUGAACCAACAGAGGAAGUUUCAAAUCCUCACACCACCAAAGAAGAAAGCCUGUACAUUACUCUGUUGGCUUCUUGGGCGAGUCAAGAGGAAAAUGAGACUGACUCAUCCAAUGAGGAGGAAGAUAUGGGAGUUAGUCCUGCCCCCUCUGGUGCCCAUGGACCAAUGGAAGGAGAUCCUGUUGCUAACACCAACAACCUUCCAUCAAGUCAGCUGACCCCCAGUCGGCCAGCCCCGCCCCCUCCUCGUCCUCCUAACCAAUCACAAAAGCCUCUGAAACAGAAGAAACCAAGAGCGGCCACUAUUCGAGUGUCCAGGAAGAAGGGUAGCAGUGGGAGUUCAACUCCACAAACUCCACAGAGUGCUGUGGUCCGAUCCAGCUGGCUGGAUGUCUGGAAGGGCUUCAGACACAAUGUUUUAUGGGCGACGUUGGAUGGACAGCUGAUGUCUCUUUGGAAAAAACGCACAGACCGGUUCAGUGAGGUGCUGUUUCAUGUCUCCAGUAUCACCAAUGUGAAGAAACAGGACAAGGGCAGAUUCUCUGUUUACUUUAGGAAGAAACAUUAUGACUUCAUGGCUCAUAAUGAUGAGGUUCAUGAAGGUUGGGUCACGUCUCUGCUGGCAUCUCGAGGCCAGCCAAGUCCCGCCCCUCCAGAAAUCCAUGGACAAAUCAUCAUCAAGGACCCAAGGAGCCGUGUCUACGCAGCUGUCUGGGGUCACGACCUCUGGAUUUACCCCAACAAGGAGGGCUUCCAGCUGGGUAUCGCCACCUUCUCUGUCCCCCUGAAUGUUGCCUCGGUCAAAUCUACAGGAAAACACUCGUUUUCUCUCAUCACUCCAUACAAGACCUUCAAGUACACACCUAUCUGUCUGUUUGUCCAUCUGAAUGCCUGUCACCUGUUACUGUCCUUACUAAAGAUAUAUCAAGUCUUGUUCAUUCUUUGUUCUUCAUUCCUCUUCAUGCUUCUCUCUUUAUUGGCCCUGACCCCUGCCUGCAGCCUCUCCGUUGAUUCAUCAAAGGAUCUGUCCAACUGGUUGGGAAAACUGUCCUCAUCUAUUCAAGGUGCUCUGUCCAACAGCCAGGUAGCGCUGCGUCUCUGGGAAAACCCCGACAACAAAGUGUGUGGUGACUGUGGUGCUGCCAAUCCUGAGUGGGCAUCAGUCAACCUGCUGCUGGUCAUCUGUCAGGCCUGUGCAAGUCAUCAUCGAUCUCUGGGCAGUAGACUGUCAAAGGUACGCAGUCUGAAGAUGGACAACAAGAUCUGGACUGAACCACUAAUGCAGUUGUUUCUUACCUACGGUAACCAGCUGGCCAAUCAGGUGUGGGCUCCUGCUGUGCCGGCGACGGAGCAGUUGCGUCCGGAGUCGUCUGAUGAAGAGAGGUUGAAGUUCAUCCAGGAUAAAUACAGCAAGGGACGCUACAGACGAGUCCACGCUCUGACCUCCUCACACUCUCAGAUGAAUCAGAGGCUGCGCCAGGUGGUUUGUGGUGAUGACGUAGAGGAAACAAUGUCUCUCAUCUGCUCAGGAGCAAAGGUGUGUCCGUCAGACCCUCAGAGCCCCUCCGCCAUCCUGCUGGCUGAGAGGGCGGGUCAGGCUCUGCAGACCGAGCUCCUCCGACUCAACGAGUACACAGAGGUCCCGCCUUACCUGCCGCAAUCAGCUGAUAGGAGACCUGUCUCCGCCCCCUCAGAUGAGGAAGGGGAGGAGCUUCAUGGCAAAUUGGAAGACGAUCGUUUUCUCUUCUCGUUGGAAAACGACUCUGCAGCGUGUGACGUCCUGGACCUGCGAGAAGUUCUGUCUGUCUUUGUCAAAGACGGACAAGUUCACGAGUUUGAGAUGGUGACAUUAAACGAUCAGCUAAUCUGUGCUACUGACAACCAGGACGCGCUGCAGAGUCACCUGGUUCACAUACUGAAGGUGAUUCUCCCAGGGGGCGUGUCCUAUGCAGAGGUGGGUGGGGCCACCGCUGUCAGUAAAGUGUGUGUCGUGGAAGUGGGUGAAAACUCAAGCCAUUCUGAUGCCUGGUUGUUACUAUGGGAGGACGGAAUCAGUGUUCAUCCCAUCCACAGAAACACACAGCCUCUGAGGAUUGAGCUGAGCACGCUCAGUAGCCACGACAUGGAUCCCUCUGAAAACAUCAUCACCAUGGUGACUGCAGACAGGAGUGUGUCGUUCCGCUUUGAGGAGCAGCACAGCUGUCAGUCCUGGUUCAACCACCUGCAGAGAUCUUUGACCAGUCAGAAACCACGUCCAAAGCGUCCUCCUCCACCCAAACACGCCUUAGCUCGUCAGUCUCUGUACCCGGUGAUGGAUGUGGGGUCGAGAGGUUUGGUACCACCGGCCAUCGAAUGCUGCAUCUCCCACAUCACAGCCCACGGUCUAAAGAUUGAGGGCGUGUACCGGCGCUGUGGAAUCGCUACCAAAGUCACCCGCUUGGUGCAGACUCUGAUGACGUCACCUAGCUCUGCCGCCAUGGAGAGCGAUGAGCAGGGUGUGUUGGACGUGUGCUCUGCCCUCAAACAAUAUGUCCGCCAGCAGGAGAGUUUGAUCCCAGGCAAAGACCAACAGCAGUGGCUGCAUGCCGCAGUGAUUUCAGAUGAAAGACCCAGGUUUUCAGCCUACCGACGUUUGCUACGACAACUUCCUAAUGACAACCGAGCAACACUCAAUGCACUGUUUGGACAUUUCUACAUGGUCCAGGUGUUUUCUCAGGUGAACAAGAUGUCGGCUCACAAUCUGGCUGUGGUUCUGGUCCCGACUCUGUUUCAGACUCUGAACCAGGAUCUGCUCAGACUCACCAGAGAGUUCAUCAUCCAUCACACACUGUUGUUUCUGACACCUGAGGCAGAGGAGAGACAAGAGGAAGAACAGAUCACUGUCUUCUGAGGAGGAGGAAGAAGAAAGUUGGACUGAUACCUUUCUGUCCUUAACCCAUAAGAACCCAGACUCAUUUUAAAGUGGACAUGUAAAGAUUUUAGUUUGUUAUAAGCGUGUCAACAUGGGUUCUGAUUGGUUAAAGAUGAUCCAAGUUUGGACAUCAGAUGAAUAUUUUUAACACACUUUUAUAUAUUCCUGCAGAUAAAUUCAGGUGAAGUACAUAUAAAGUAUACUAAUGAAGUUUAGUUUCUCACACUUUUAAUCCCCAUCAUGUAAAAUCAGUGUUUUACUCAUGACCAAAUAUUUUUUUACACAUAAAAAUAUUUAUGAUAUAAAGUCUUAAGUGAAACCAAAUAUCAGUAUGCAGUAUAUCUCUCUCCUUUGUCAGUUAUGGCACCCUCUACAUUUGUGCAAUGAGUUUACUGUAAUUUAAAAGGUGGAAAGUGUUUGUUACAUAUUCUGUAACAUCACUUCAGGUUGUAAAAUUGUUUAAGGAAAGGGUUUAUCCCACAGGUAAGGGGAAAAUUUGUAUUUUAGACUUUGGGGUGAAUUGUCCCUUUAAUCUUGCUCUCUCUUGGUGUCUAAACUGCCGACACCUUCAGAGUACACCUGAAUCACAGAACUCUGGUUUGAACUCACCCAGUGUGCAGUUACUGAUUCUAGACCUGGAGCCAAUCAGAAAACCAGAACGCUCAGUUUAUGUAGAAAAACACAUAUACAUUUACUCAUGUUAUAGACUGAUCUGUAAAAUUAUCCUCUCUACGUGCGAGGAAACAUUUUAUGAAUAAAAUCUUUUUCCAAACAUGAAA
Messenger RNA from Acanthopagrus latus (yellowfin seabream), 4726 nucleotides. RefSeq names its product arf-GAP with Rho-GAP domain, ANK repeat and PH domain-containing protein 1. The record is from RefSeq and is a predicted model, not a curated record. Gene Ontology annotation, molecular function: GTPase activator activity. The transcript has 25 exons. Gene Ontology annotation, biological process: signal transduction. Bases 333 to 3926 code for a protein of 1197 amino acids. Lineage: Eukaryota; Metazoa; Chordata; Actinopteri; Spariformes; Sparidae.